Messenger RNA from Teleopsis dalmanni, 2811 nucleotides. RefSeq lists its product as uncharacterized. Gene Ontology annotation, biological process: DNA integration. The coding region runs from base 1 to 2811 and encodes 936 amino acids. The transcript has a single exon. The record is from RefSeq and is a predicted model, not a curated record. NCBI's taxonomy places the organism in Eukaryota, Metazoa, Arthropoda, Insecta, Diptera, Diopsidae. Gene Ontology annotation, molecular function: nucleic acid binding.
AUGGUUACUGAAGGAAUAAUCACGAAGAGAGUCGUUAGUUCUGAUUUAGCUAGACUGUUCGAUCCACUUGGUUUAGUAGCUCCAGUAAUAGUCAAAGCAAAGAUUUUCAUACAACACUUAUGGCAGUUGAAAUUAUCUUGGGAUGAACCACUUCCUACAGAUCUUUGUACAACAUGGUCAACAUUCAGAGAAAACUUAAGUACUCUUGAAAAUCUUCAGGUGGCAAGACAUAUCUUCAGAGGCGAGGUUCCAUCAUCAACACAGCUACAUAUUUUUGCUGACGCAUCUGAAAAGGCAUUUGGUGCUGCAGCAUAUGUCAGAGCAAUUUUAAAAGAUGGUAGAAUAAUAGUGCGACUGUUAUGUGCAAAGUCAAGAGUAGCACCACUCAAAAAACAAACGCUACCGCGACUAGAACUAUGUGCGGCAGUCCUAGCAGCGGAACUCUCAGCAAGAGUGAAUAGCGAUCUUCAAGAGAAGGACCAGCCGGUAUUUUUGUGGACUGAUUCAGAAAUUGUGUUGUCUUGGAUCAACUCACAGUCCUCAUCAUUUCAAACAUUUGUAGCUAACAGGGUGGCAAGAAUUCAAACUUUAACUCUGUCUGAACAGUGGCGACAUGUUAGGUCAAAAGACAACCCAGCUGAUGUGUUAUCAAGAGGACUUUCAGCAAGGGCGUUGUCAACAUGUGCACUUUGGUUUCAAGGACCGUUCUUUUUGCAUGGAAGGCAGGAAGUAUGUCCACCAAGGUUUUCAUCAUCAUUACAAGUUCCAGUCGAUCUGGAGAAGAAGAAGGUUGUAGCUGUAGCAACUCAAAGCAAUGACGCAGAUUUCAUAUACAGGAUUCAGCACAAGAAUUCAUUUAAGACGUUACAAAAGAUAGUAGCAUAUGUUCUUAGAUUCACUAACAACGCAAGAAAAUCAAAGGAGUCACGUGCCACACAUAUAGUACUUAGUGCCAACGAAUUGGAUGCAGCAUUAAUAACUAUAAUAUGUCACAUUCAGGGUAAUGAUUUUCAUGAAGAAAUCAAACAACUGAAGAAACAAGGUCAUGUUGAUAAAUCUAGUUCAAUCAGUAGUUUAUCUCCAUUCAUUGAUAAUGCAAAUGUUCUUAGAGUAGGAGGACGCUUAGAAGCCUCAUCAUUACCAUACGAUUCUAAACACCCAAUGCUGAUCCCAUACAAUGAUCCAUUGGCAAAAUUAUUAUUCGUGAUGUUCCAUGAAGAAAACAAGCACUGUGGCCCGCAGGCACUAUUGAGUAUAAUCCGACAACGUUUUUGGCCGAUUAAAGGUAAAUCAACAGCCCGAGCAACGGUUCAGCGAUGCAUUCGAUGCAACAAAGCACGUCCGCAAUUAUGCCAACAAAUUAUGGGCAAUUUACCAGAAUCAAGAAUAACUCCUGCAAGACCUUUCAUUAAUGCUGGUGUAGAUUAUUGCGGACCAUUUUGGAUCCACUACAAGGUGAGAGGCAAAAAGCCAACAAAGGCAUAUAUUGCUGUCUUUUGUUGCUUUUCUACAAAGGCGGUACAUCUCGAGUUAGUGACCGACUUAUCAACAAAUGCUUUCAUUGGAGCAUUAAAACGAUUUAUAAGUCGACGAGGGCGUUGUUUGAAUAUUUACAGUGAUAACGCAACAAACUUCGUAGGCGCCAAAAACCAGUUAGCAGAAUUAGAAGAAAACAUUUAUUCUAAUGAAGGACAAGAAGCAAUAAUCUCUGCCUGCAGUACCACAGGAAUAAAUUUUCAUUUUAUUCCACCAAGAGCUCCACACUUUGGCGGUUUAUGGGAAGCAUCCGUAAAGUCCGCAAAAUAUUUGUUACUACGCAGCAUUUCAACAGCAUCAUUGACGUAUGAAGAACUCGAAACAGUAGUGGUGGAAAUUGAAGCGAUAUUAAAUUCACGACCAUUGACUCCAAUGUCCAAUGAUCCAAAUGAUUUGACAGCAUUAACUCCAGGACACUUAUUAAUUGGAGAAGCUCUUACAACUCAUGUAGACAGCCGAUCGAAACCAGAAAAACACACGUUAGUGUCACGUUGGAACCUAGUUUCCCAGUUAAAACAUAAUUUCUGGAAACGCUGGUCUAACGAAUAUUUAAUGGAACUGCAACAACGUAACAAAUGGAAAACACAAUCUGCCAACAUACAGUUAGGAGACAUGGUUAUAAUCAAAGAAGAUAACGUCCCAGUGAUGCAGUGGCCCUUGGGACGAAUUGUACAUGUGUACAAGGGUACAGAUGGACAUAUCCGAGUAGCUGAUGUUAAAACAUCGGCAGGCAUUUUUAAACGCCCAAUUCAUCGAUUAGCUAUACUGCCUGUAAAUACAGAUGAUCAACCAACAAUGGCUGAAGCUGAUCACGAAGUACCUCCUGACAAGUUAAUUAUGAAAGAUAGAAAAGAGUCGUAUGAAGAGCCCAAGACAAAACGUGGAAAACUGCCGACCAAUUUGUACUGUUCUGUAUUACUUACACUAUUACUGAUAUUGCCAAUAGUAAUAGGAUCUCCAAUUGACAAUAAAAGGUUUGGCACAAAAUUGGGUAUUCACUUUGAAAAUCUGGGCACAACUGCCAUAUCAACCACUGAAUGGAAUCUACUAGUUUAUUAUGAUUUAAGUCUUUAUUGGACGGAAGCAGCAGCUCUAAACACAGGAAUAAUGUCGCUACAUCAAGCUUGUCAACAAAUGAAACCAAACGCAUCAUGUGCGAAUACAGUUAAUCACUUUAAACAAAUUGAAUCCGAACUACAACUCGAUGAUAAAUUACUUCAUGAUCAUCGCUUCAAAAGAGGAGCAAUUGACCUUGUAGGCAAUAUUGCACAUUGA